Aspergillus udagawae is the source of this 1914-nucleotide messenger RNA. Its product is annotated as putative extracellular threonine rich protein. The transcript has 2 exons. Bases 1 to 1914 code for a protein of 637 amino acids. The record is from RefSeq and is a predicted model, not a curated record. NCBI's taxonomy places the organism in Eukaryota, Fungi, Ascomycota, Eurotiomycetes, Eurotiales, Aspergillaceae.
AUGCACACUGGGAGGCAGGCCCUGCCACUCGCAGCAGCAGCAUGGAUGCUCCUCCAUGGUGCGGUAGCUGCUCCCAAACCCGGCCUGGGCCAGCUACCACCCCCGGAGGCCUUAAGAUCGGCAGGUCUAGCUAGUGCAGCUUUGUCUUCAUCCCUAGCUGCGAUUAUGGCAUCUGGGGUUCCUCCUGCAACUCAUACAGUUACUGUCCCAUCUGUGGUUCCCCCUGCAACUCAUACAGUUACUGUACCAUCUGGAGGAACUGCUACUGAGUCACUCCCAAAAACAGCGCCGACUGGAGUGGCUACUCAGUCACCCCCAGCCACAGCACCGACUGGAGGAGCUGCUACUGAACCACCCCCAACAAGAGCGCCAACUGGAGGGGCUACUCGGCCACCCCCAGCAACAGCACCGACUGGAGGAGCUGCUACUGAAUCACUCCCAACAACAGCGCCAACUGGAGGGGCUACUCAGUCCCAUCCAGCUACUGCUUCAUCUGAAGUAGUGGCUACUGAGUCACGCCCAGGUAUCUCCCCGGCCGGAGGAGUUGCUUCAACUGCCCCUCCGGUGUUUCCCCCAGCUGGUGGAGGUGUCCCUGCCUCUGAGGGACCGAGAUUCUCUCCUGCUGGGGGUGGCGUGCCUGCCAGUGCAUCGACCCCUGUCACAGUCUCCGCGCCUCCCUUUCAGUCUCCAUUUGCGCCCAUGGUCGUGACGCAAGCCUGUCCACCAUGUCCCGCUCCUGCCGCGCCGACCUGCGCACCCUGUCUGGCUCCUGGCACGAGUACUGCUACUACCACCGUCACCGUUACUGAGACAGUUUGCCCUGGUCCUCAGAUUCCUCAAGGAGCGGGUGGCUCAACCGCAUCUCCAAGCGUUCCCGCCAUUUCACCUCAGUUUACUGCAACGGGUCCUGGCGCCCUAUCUCCGACAGCCGCGGGCCCUGGUGCUCCACAGGGCCCAGCCGUGACAGGGACACACAUUUCGAGUGCCCCUCAGGCUCCUAGCGAAGGCGCAGGCGCAACUGCGGGACCCUCAACUCGGCCAGCGACUUCGGCUACUGGGGUUCCCGGAGUACCGCAAAGUCCCGGAGGCGGAGGCGCAGCCGUAGGACCUACAACAACUCUGCCAGUGACCUCAGCUACCGGGAUUCCUAACAUCCCGCAUGGUCCUGGAGGACGCCCAAUUGGAUUCGCCAACACCACUUCAAUCCACGUUGUAGCUACAACUACAGAAACCAUCGUUUCAACUGUUCUCCUCCCCACUAAUGGGGUUGGAGUUGCGACAUCAGUUGCUGCUCAAACUUCCAGACUUGCUGUGAGUACAGGAACCAGUUUCGCAAACGUCACACGCACUGCCGGGGCCGGACCAACUGAAUUGCCGAGUGUGACCUUGACCCCUGCCAUACCUACAGGCCCUGGCGUCUCUAACAUCACUCGUACUGUUGGGGGAGGUGUGCCUGUCUUAACUCCUACUAUCGCCACGAGUCCCCCGACACCAACCAGACCAGGCGGAACAGCACCACCAGGCGGAGGCUUUGCCACGCUGACCAGGCCGGGUGGAACAGCAGCAGCACCAGGUGGAACAUCAUUACCUGGCGGAGCAGCAGCACCGGGCGGAGCAGCAGCAGGGGGAGCGCUAACAGCUGUAAUACCCGGCGGAAGUAGCACUGCCACCUCUACUACCACCACCAUCCAAGUCGUCCAAACGUUAUCCGUUCUUCCUAGCCGCCCUCUCCCUCCGCAAACACAAGGGAAUACGGCUACACGUCCGGCAACCACGAGCACAGUGAUCGGAGCAAGGACACCGCAGCCUACUCCCGCUGUUGAUCCAAAGAAGCGGACAGUGGCAGAAAAGACAGACCUCGCCCGGCCCGAUAAACUCAAGGCGAAUCCUAUUGUGUUCCGCCGUCGGACUUGA